CAGCGAUCCCUGUUCUGCAGGCUGUUUUGUCUGCAUCGGAAUCCUGUCUCUGAGGAACUGGGAUGGGCAGAUGCCUGCUCUUCCAGCUACUGAGCGUGAAGCAUAAUGUUCCUUGAGCCAGUGAGGAAAGGGUAAAAACCUCUCCUGCUCUCCCUGGGCUGCUCAAAAGCACUUACGCAAGGGGAAAUGCAUCUUCCUUCCAGUGAGAGACCUUUCUUGCAAAAGUGGGCGUGCAGCCAUGAUAUCAUCCUGGGGAUAUCAUCCUUCCUGUCUUUCCUUUACUUUUAUCCCUCCGUAUUAAAAAAAAAUUAAAUGCAUGAAAAGCAAGGCUAUGUUUGCAACUAUCUUAAGCUACAAACUGCUUUUCCCUUCUCUUUUCAGUUCCAGCCAUCAUUCAGCCCAAAAUGACACAACACAAAAUCACCGCACUCCUGAGAAAUGCUGUGGUUAUGUUGCACCACACCAGAUUCAAAGAGGAAGCACUCAGCUAACUCAACACAACUGCAACAUCCAGGCUUUACUAAAGCAAACUGCACAAAGUAGCAAAUAUUUUUUAUCAUCCUUGUGAUUCUACAGCAGUGCUUGCUAACCUCCCACAUUCAGCAGAGUGCUCACUGGAAGAGAAAUGAACAGAAGAGCUUUUACAAAACCUCUCUGCAUGUGCUUUGGUAAAGCUGAGACACUGGCACUGGAAGAUUGAGAGUUGAGGUCACCCUAUAAUUUAAUUUCUAAAGAACUGGGGCUCUCAUAUGCAUUUUUUUUUUUUUCUUUCAGUAUGUUCUCACCUUAAAUCACUGCCAGGUCCACUCAUGCUUUGUAUUUUUGGGCAGUCUAGGGAGGAUAGGAAGAGCUGAGGGAGCAGAACUUGAGACAGUGGUUUGCUUUCUGUUCUUGCAUUUAGAAAAUAAAUUAAAAUGGAUUCACAUGUAAGGCAUAAGGACUAUAAAUCCAAAGCUCAGUACCACAAGGAUUGAGGCUGCUGGAGGAGCAUCAUGUCCCUUGCAAGGUGGAUACAGUGAUAAGGCAGUUUGUUUGGGUUUUAAUCAUUUUCUGGGAGCUCAGAUGGAACAGACAGGGUGUCCAGGUGUCCCCAUGUGUAACAUGGUUGUGGGUUUGGAACACUUUUUGAGAAAAAAAGAGGUUGGCAGACAGACAGCAUGAGGUAUGAGCUGCCUUUCCUAUAGGAAACCAGGCUGGAAAUCAGGUCCCUUCCAAUAAACACAUUGAAAUAGCAGCAGAAUUGUCUUCUUUUCAUUUUAUAACCUAUCACUUUGUGACAGUUUCUUCGUAACACACUCACAACCAUCAAGACGCAGACUAAUGAAAUUAACACAGAGAUGGAAAAUGCAAAUCCGGGGUUCACAGAAAUCACACCACCACGUAACCAAGAGCAGCAAUGCCUGCAAUAAACGUUGUCCUUGAGGAACGUUACUAAAAUCCAAGCCUGAACACAAAGAAGAUGAACCAGAAGACACGUGAAGGAUGGAAAAGACAAUUUCUGGGAGGUUUGGAUGAGUUUAUUAAUCUCGUGUGUUAGAAACACGCCAUAGGGCUCCACUGAGAGGCUUUGGUUCAGAUGAAGAGGGAUUUUGGGAGAAGGUUGGAAACACAACAGCUCAGCCACCGGGCUGGGCGCCGAAAAUUAGGCGAUACAUUGACAUCACACUGUUUUUUCGUUUGCAACGUGCUAUCGCUGGCAUAGGGAGGUCGGUGUAAGCACUGAGUGAUUCAGCCCAACAAAUCUGAAGGAGGCGGGAUAUAAAACAGGUAUAAAAAGCCAAAUAUCGACACAAAAUCCGAUGAGGAAAGACAGAGUCUGCGGAAGGGAAGCUGAGCGCGGCGGCCGCUACACAUCACGGUGCACGCGGACGAGCUGACGCCGCCGGGUUUAAAGGCAGCCCAGAGCAACAACCCAUCAUGGCGGCUGCCCUCAGUUUUCCCGCCCAACGGUCGCGGCGCACGGCUCUCCGUCCGCCCCGAGUGCGCAUGCGCGGCCGCAUGAGGAGCCGGCUCCGCGCGCCGCCGCCCGUCCCUGCCAUGUCGGAGCGGCUCGGCAAACCCACCUGCCUCCUCGUCGCCAGCGCCGCCGCCGCGGGGGUGUCAGCCCAGUCCUUCCUGCAGUGCUUCACGCUGAGCAGCUCUGCCUUCAACCUGCAAGUCGCCACUCCCGGGGGGAAGUCGAUUGAUUUUGUGGAUGUGAAUGAGAGCAACAUGCGCUGGAUACAGGACUUCCGUAUGAAGUCAUAUGCAAACCCUGCCAAGCUGGAGUCAAUUGAUGGUGCUAGAUACCAUGCACUGCUGAUUCCAAACUGCCCAGGGGCUAUGACUGACCUUGCAAACAGUGGGUACCUGGCAAAAAUAUUGCAGCACUUCUGUGCAGAGAACAAGCCUAUCUGUGCAGUUGGACACGGUGUUGCAGCUUUGUGUUGUGCCACCAAUGAGGAUAAAGCCUGGGUAUUUCAGGGAUACAGCCUGACAGGGCCCUCUGUGUAUGAACUAAUAAGGCAGCCUAAUUUUGCCAGUUUGCCCAUUAUUGUGGAAGACUUUGUGAAAGACUCUGGAGCUACGUUUAGCGCCAGCCAACCAGAUUGUGUACAUGUUGUGCUGGACAGGCACUUGGUGACAGGACAGAAUGAAAAUUCCACCCUUCCAGCAGUCCAGAAUCUUCUUAUUCUUUGCAAUGUCAGGAGAACUCUAGGCUAAAAGAUGAUCCCUGGAACGAGAGGCACACAGGGAGAGCACUCCCCAGGAGCAGCAGCUGAACCUCAUCCUGCCAUCUAGGUGAGCUAAUAGCCUGUACAGAGGUUAUCACCUGCCAGUGAACGUCCAGUGGCAACUGCACAGGCUUCUCUAUACAGCACUUUGUCUGUGCACUUCCACAGCCCCAGAUUAUGGGGAUACUCCAGCUCUUCACCUGUGUUGUUGCAUCUGAUAUUUACUAUAUUAGGCAGGCUUGUUCAUGUGCAGAAAUAUUUCUCUUAGGUUGAGAGUUCCCAUAUUACCCUAUAAUCUGUUCUAUUAGUAAAGGAGCAAUUUUAUUUGAGCCUCCCAGUACUGUGCAGAUGUGACUACUUCAGCUCUCUUAUCAGAUCUGCAUCUGGCUUGUGAGCGUACAGCAUCUGUCACUUUGGCUGAAACAACAGCUCUGUUUGCUGUUCUGACAGUACUACCAGUGGGUCCAACUGAGCUUACUGAUCAGUCACUCUCUUGGCAUGUUUUUCUUGUGUUAUUCAAACAGGACAUAGCUUGUAUAUAAACACUGUAGUCUUAAUGCUGUUAAGUCUAGAAGUUCAGGCUCAUUGAAGAGGAAAUAGUUAAAUACUGUCUGCAUACAAACAGGAACAUCUCAUGUGCUCUUGAUGGAACAGGACCCACAUAAGCCAAGAAGGUAUUUAAUUAGUCUUAACAAAGUACACCAUGAAAUGUAAUCAGAUGCAUCCCUACUUAAUUGAGAGCCCUGUAACUGGAAAGUGAUUCAUUUAGGUUUAGGUCAUCAUUCCUCAGAGAAGACUAUCACACAGCUUUUCUUUUUUGUGAAAGAGCUUAUGGACAAAGAGGAAGGGAGGAGUGAUAACAGAGGGCUUUUCUUGUUUGUUUUAAGUAAAUUUUGUGGUAGGGUUGGCAGCAUUCCAAGGCUAGUAGAAAGAGAUGCAGUAACUUGCCCUAAAGACAAUACACAAAGCUAUAACCAACAAUCCUGAGUUGUAUCCAGAUGUUCAUUCUGUCAGCUCAGAUUAAACAGUUAUGAAGUUAACAAGUAACUGCUUGACUUAGUUACCUAAUUUUGAAGUAGUGUAACUCAUGCUGGUGUUGUAACAACAGGACCAUGUUCAGCUUCAACACAGCAAUGAAUUCUACCACUCAGUGUGCUGUUGCUGCCACUACCAUGGCUGCAAAAAAAAAAGGGCAAGAAAGGACUAGAGCCCAGUACUUGUGGUUUCUGUACCACAGCUGGUUCCUGAAAACUGCUUUGUUUUUUUCAAGUCACAGUAAAACAGCAUGAGAGACAACUGAUUUCUUAACAUGUGAGGAGCGUAGACAAUUAGGAAUUUACUACAAUAUUAUGUUCUAGUAGAAACUGAACUGUUGUCAGCUGAAUCACUUAAUUCCUUUUAGCAAGGAAGUAAAUACAUUACAAGGAAAGUAGGUGUUAAUUUGCAUGUAUUAACAAAGUGCCACAAAAACAAUGAAGUUUUGUCCCUUUACAAAUUGUUUUUUUUAAAAAAGCAUAAUACAGAAAUCUAU
This is a messenger RNA of Phasianus colchicus (ring-necked pheasant), 4245 nucleotides long. RefSeq names its product glutamine amidotransferase class 1 domain containing 1 (gene GATD1). The record is from RefSeq and is a predicted model, not a curated record. Gene Ontology annotation, cellular component: cytoplasm. Gene Ontology annotation, molecular function: glyoxalase III activity. NCBI's taxonomy places the organism in Eukaryota, Metazoa, Chordata, Aves, Galliformes, Phasianidae.